AUGUCUCGCUCUCUCAGUCUCCUCGCCGCCAGCGCCGCGGUCACCGGUGCUCUCGCCUCCAUCCAGGCCUGCCAGAACAGCAGCUUGACUACCAGCUGCUCCAGCAGCAGCAGCUACUCCCUCAGCGCCAGAGCCUCUGGUUCUUGCUGCCUCGAGUCCCCUGGCGGUCUUUUGCUCCAGACCCAGUUCUGGGAUGCUAAGCCUGCCAUCGGCCCCGCCGACUCCUGGGGUAUCCACGGUCUCUGGCCUGAUAACUGUGACGGAACCUUCUCGUCUAGCUGCGACUCGUCUCGUGCAUACGAUGAUAUCGAGUCCCUCCUCGAGGACGCCGGCAAGACCGACACCCUCGCCUACAUGAAGAAGUACUGGCAGAGCAACGACCAGGAUGUUGAGACCUUCUGGGAGCACGAGUGGUCCAAACACGGUACCUGCAUCAACACCAUUGAACCCAGCUGCUACACCAACUACAAGAAGGGUGACGAGGCCGUCGACUUUUUCGGCAAGGUCGUCAGCCUGUUCAAGGAGCUGGACACCUACUCCGCUCUCAAGGAUGCUGGCAUCACCCCCUCCGACUCCAAGACCUACAAGCUGAGCGACAUUGAGGACGCUGCUGGCAAACUCCACAACGGCAAGAAGGUCUACUUCUCUUGCAGCUCCAACGAGAUUUCUGCUGCUUACUACUACUUCCACCUCCGUGGUAACGCCAUCAAUGGCGAAUACGUUCCUGUCGACACCCCCGAGGACUCCGACUGCCCUUCGUCCGGCAUCAAGUACCCCGUCAAGGAGAGCAGCUCUUAA
Molecule: messenger RNA, 798 nt
Organism: Talaromyces rugulosus
Lineage: Eukaryota; Fungi; Ascomycota; Eurotiomycetes; Eurotiales; Trichocomaceae
Exons: 5
Coding region: 1-798 (265 amino acids)
Biological process (GO): RNA catabolic process
Cellular component (GO): extracellular region
Molecular function (GO): ribonuclease T2 activity; RNA binding
Source: RefSeq, a predicted model, not a curated record